Molecule: messenger RNA, 2896 nt
Organism: Malaya genurostris
Lineage: Eukaryota; Metazoa; Arthropoda; Insecta; Diptera; Culicidae
Product: trichohyalin
Exons: 13
Coding region: 210-2312 (700 amino acids)
Source: RefSeq, a predicted model, not a curated record
ACUCGACGAGCAGCUCAGAACAACUUCGAACGGCAUCCGAGACAGGUCCUCAAAGCAGGAACCAGCAGAAUCGUGGUACCAAAGUGAGAACAGUUGAGGAGGCUGAAACUGCAAGGCGACUGUAGUGAGAGCGAAAGUGUGGUACAGAACUUAGUGUGUAACGUCCGCAACAUCCAAGCAACCUAAGAACCGGAGAUUUUAUACCAAAAAUGGUCUACGAUAGUGACUUCUAUACCACCCGCCGGGUCGGUUCGAGCUACACCCGCCCGACGAUUUCGUCCUACACGGUGACGACUCCACUGCGGUAUUCCGGAGUUCCCCGGUUUGAUUCAUAUACCACCACCACCACCACAGCGUAUCGCACACCAAUGCCAUAUAUUGCCCAUAAGCGCAUUGUUCCAGUGACACGAUUUGCCACCACGCCGCCAAGGGUGAUAGUGUCACCGAUGCGAGUGAUCAGUUCACCGGUUCGCGUUCUCGGCUCGCCGGUCCGAGUUUACGGUUCACCGGUGCGCGUCAUCACCUCACCGGUGCGUACCGUGGUUCGGGCCGUCAGGUCGCCAGUUCGUAUCAUCUCCUCACCGGCACGGAUCUGCACAAUCCGGUCGUCCUAUCUGCGUCCAUCGAUCGUCAACAAAGAAUUCGAUCGUAUCGAACGUAAAUACCGUGCCAGCCCCGUAAGUAGUGCCCUCGAGCAGUAUUACAACUCGCCCUCAUACAUGGAAUACGACGAUGAAAAACGGGAGAUACGCAAUUCUGCCGCUCUACUACUGCGCCAACUGAACGAUCCAGUACCACGUAUGAUGCCACCACCAGUACAGACAGCAAAUACCACCGAACCAAAUCUCAAGAAAUGGUUCUACGAUCCCUUGAACCACCACAACAAGUACAACAGUGACACCUAUGUCAAGAGCACCAUCACCGAUCCACUGCGCAGUGUUGCCAGAGAUAUUGAAGCCAUGUCCAGAUACCAUUCACCAGCCUCGCGCUACGUUGAAUAUGUUCUGCUAGAUGACAUUCUGUGGCGCUACAGUUACUACGUUGACGAAAAGGGCAAAAAUCACUUGGCCAGCACGCGCAUUAUCGGAUCAAAGGCAUACCCGAAGAGCAAACCACGAAUCUAUAACUAUGACACGGCCCGGGUGGACAGGGACGUCAACAUAAUGUCCCACUAUAAGUCAAAUCGCAGUCAGGCUAAAACAGAUGUUGAGGAAGUGAAAUUGAAUCCAGCUCGACCGACACGCAAAUUCAACAACCCGAAGCUGUACGAUGACCCGACCGAUCCGAAGCUAAAGGACAAACAGGACAAAAUCGACCGGGUGGCCGAGCUGAACAAAAUACGCUACGAACCGGUGAACUUGGAGCGUGAACGUGUAAAAACACUAGAGGAGACCAAGAAAAAGGAAGAGGAAUCGAUCGAACGGGAAGCGAAACGUCAGGAAGAGAAAGUUCUUCAGGAGGAGGCCGCACGGUUGGCAGCGGAGGAAGCCGAACGGAAGCGUAAGGAAGAAGAAAAGCUAGCCGAGGAGGCACGACUAGCCGAGGAGAGACGAUUAGCCGAGGAAGCCCGACUGGCCGAGGAGGCAAGACUGGCUGAAGAAAAGAAGAAAAAAGCAGCAGAGAAGAAGCGCAAACAGGAGGAGGAACGUAAGCGUCAAGAGGAGGAAGAGCAACAACGACAGCAGGAGGAAGCCGAGCGUAAACGCAAGGAAGAAGAGGAACGUAAACGAUUGGAAGAAGAAGAACUUAAGCGAAAGGCUGAAGAAGAAGAAAAGAAACGAUUGGAGGAAGAAGAGAACAAACGCAAGGAGGAAGAAGAAAAGAAACGACUGGAAGAAGAGGAACGAAAGCGCCAGGAAGAAGAGGAAAAAAAUCGAUUGGAGGAACAGCGAUUGGCCGAGGAGGCUCGACAAGCCGAAGAGGCUCGUCAGGCUGACGAAGCCCGCCAGGCUGAGGAAAAGAAACACAAAGAGGAAGAGGAAGCCCGUAUUACGGAAGCUCAGAAAAUUCGUGAGGAUGAACUUGCCCGAUUGAAUGAACUGGAAAAGCAGGCCAUCGAAGAAAGUAACGACGAAUUGUUCCGGGAAAUCGCUCAGCUGAAGGCGAUUGCUGAAUCGGACGAGGAACUACUGAAACGUCAGGCUGCGAGACUGGAGGAAGAAUCACCGAUCGUUUCGGAAGUGGCUCCAGUCGUAGACGAAGUGUUGGCCGAGGCUGCCAGUGUAAUCGCUCCAGAGGAAGCCGUAACCGAACCCACGGCCAAUGAGGUUGAGGUUGCUGCAACUGAGGAAAGUCCUGCUUCGGAACAGUAAACUCAGCCGAUUAAAUGUUAUCACUUAGAUUAAUUGAAUUAGGAUUAAAAAAAUGGUGUUCAAGAUGCGCUAAAACGAAAUUGGAAAAAAUUCUAAGCAAAAAUCAACUAUUUAAAGACACUAACGACAAUCGGCUGAGCAAAGGUUGGAAACCGGAUACGACUAAAAUCAUGUGAAAAAACUUUUUCUAUGCUAACUUUAGAAACUCUAGACAUUCACAAGAAAACGCAAGAAACGCUGAAUUGCUCCACUAGCAAAUGUCAAUCCGUACGUAAACGCCAAGGAUAUAGAUGACGGUGUCUAUAUUUGAACCUUUAGGAGAUCGUGCGGUUUUUGUUUUGCGGAAGCAAACCAAUAUUUACUGAAACAAAAAGGCCUUCUACUGCUGAACGUUUGAAGUACAUUUCUCGACUUCUCGAACCCUUCGGACCAUCCCUCGAAAUCAGAAUACAACACAAUCUUUACUGUCUGUUAUAUUUUAUUGCAAACAAAAUUACGCAGAAUCAUUGUAACAAAUCUGUUAAGUUUGUCAAAAAACAAAACAUUGUUCGAAAAAUAAAACAAAUCCUGAUUUUGUCUAAAAA